Messenger RNA from Pelecanus crispus (Dalmatian pelican), 117 nucleotides. Lineage: Eukaryota; Metazoa; Chordata; Aves; Pelecaniformes; Pelecanidae. The record is from RefSeq and is a predicted model, not a curated record.
AAGCUGAAAAAGUCUGACUUGGAUAACUGGGAGAACAUCAGAGGACCCCGUCUGUGGGAAGAUUCCAGGACUGUUCAGAAGGAACGGCGGGAGGCUGUCCGUCUCAAGACAGAGUGA